UUUUCAUUCGCAUGGCGAAGUAAACAUGUCAAAAGCCAUGUGUAGUUUUGGCAAAUUUUGAGUGCGGUAAAAAUCGAAGUUUUUCCAGUGAAAAUUAGUUUGAAAACGCAGAAAACAUUCACAAAUUAUGGCCAUCGAUACCAUUCAUAAGGCCGGUGCGCUAAAACAAACCAAUAAGGCGCACAAACAUGGAAAGCACGCAUCGAAACGAUCGCUAGAUAGAGUCGCCAAAGGAAAGACGAAUUUGAAAACCGCCACAAAAAAGUCGCAUCGGGAACUGGGCCGGGAAGAUCGCCGUCGGCAAGCCAAUCAGAUUCGUAAGAACAAGCGCCAGGAAGCGAUUGCCCUGAAGAGAGCGAUUGGGGGAGCCACGACGGCACCGUUUUUGACAUGCAUUCUACCGUUGCACGCCAAUGUGGACCCGAAUUCGGCACUUGCCAUUGUGGAAGGAUGCGACGAGGAGGCUACCGUUUUCAAAGUUUCCAACAGAAUUCGAUACAUGAAUGUUCCCCGAUUCCGACAGAGGUUCUCAUUCGUCACCCCGGAGGUAGGCCAUGGCCAUGAACUGUCCGUCUUGGAUGCACUGAAGGUAUGCGAUUCAACAAUCCUGCUACUGUCGGCAACCGAAAUCGAGGAUGAUAUCAUCGACAAAAAUGGGGCCAAAAUCCUGAAUAUGGCUCUUAGCCAGGGCCUGCCGACACCGAUGGUGUUCGUAAUGGACAUGGAGUCGAUUGCCCCGAAGAAGCGCGGCCAGGUGAAAAGUGCCAUUCAAAAGGCAAUCUCCGACGUUUUACCGGAUGAAAAGGUCAUGACGCUGGAUUCCAACACCGACGGGUUGAAUCUACUGAGACGGGUCGGCGGUCAAAAACGGAAGGUUCUUCACAACAAAGCGAAUCGGCCGCAUUUAUUCGGAGAGAAGGUUGAAUACGUGGCCGAGAUGGGCGAGGGAGGAGUGGGGACUCUGAAAGUUACUGGAUUUUUUCGGGGGGUUCCGCUGUCGGCCAAUCAGCUGGUACACAUCCCUGGUCUGGGCGAUUUCCAAAUGUCGGAAAUAUAUGCUCCGGAGGAUCCGUAUAAGCUGAGAAAGGGAGAUGAAGAAAUGUCAUCAGGAGAAUGCAAGCUGUUAGCUAAGGCCGAUGAGCAGAAGCAAACAAGUCUGCAGAGGGAGAACGUUCCGGAUGAGAUGGAUGCUGAGCAAACGUGGCCUACAGAGGAGGAAAUCGAAGCCUCUAAAAAUGAGAACAAGAAAAAGUUGAUUAAGAGAAUCCCUAAAGGAAUGAGUGACUACCAAGCAGCUUGGAUUCCCGAUAUUGAAGAAGUGUCCGAGGAUGAUGAUGACGAUGAGGACGAGGAUGAUGAGGACGAAGAAGGUGAAGAGGAUUACAUGUCAUGCGAGUCUGAUACUGAGAGUAAGGCGGGAGAGCAGGGUGAAACCGAAGAGGAUGAUGAAGAAUAUGAAGAAGUCAGCGUCUCCGAAGGUCCUGUGUCAGCCGAAAGAUAUGACAAACAAAUGGAUAUGGAAGAAGAGAAGAGAACACUUGCGAAGUUACAAGCAGCCAAGGAUGAUGAAAUUUUUCCAGAUGAAAUUGACACUCCAGCAAAUGUCCCGGCCCGAGAACGAUUCCGGAAAUACCGCGGAUUGGAAUCGUUCCGAACAUCUCCUUGGGAUGUAAAGGAAAAUCUUCCUCUGGAUUAUGCAAAAAUCUACCAAUUCAAGAACUUUGACCGCACCAAGCGACGGAUCAUCAAAGGCGCCCAGGAAGUGGAUGAUGGAGUUAUGCCUGGCUGGUACAUUCAAGUUUACGUGAAAAAUAUUCCACAAGAUGCGUGGAAUGCCUACCUUUCCGCCGGAAAUGGCAAUCAGGUCGUCCUGUACGGUUUGCUACCUCAUGAGCAUCAAAUGUCCGUUAUGAACGUGUGUUUGAAGAGGACCUCCAAUUCAACCAUCCCCAUCAAAUCCAAGGAGCGUCUGAUCGUCCAGUGUGGCUUCAGGCGGUUUAUUGUAAAUCCGAUAUUCAGCCAGCAUACCAAUGGCGACAAGCACAAGUACGAGCGGUUCUUCCGACCGGGAAUGACCGUGGUCGCUACCUUUUUCGCUCCGAUACAGUUCCCUCCGGCUCCGGUGGUUUGCUUCCGAACCAAUCCGGACACCUCUCUCGGAAUGGUGGCAUCCGGCAGUGUGAUAGAUUGCAAUCCAGACCGAGUGGUACUGAAGCGGGCCGUCAUCAGUGGCCAUCCGUUCAAGAUCCACCGCAAAUCGGCCGUGAUUCGGUACAUGUUCUUCAAUCCGGAAGAUAUCGAGUACUUCAAGCCGUGCAAGCUGCGGACCAAAUUGGGCCGAUUGGGUCACAUCAAGGAAUCACUGGGAACUCACGGUCACAUGAAGUGCAUAUUCGAUACACAGUUGAAAUCACACGAUACGGUUUUGCUGUAUCUGUACAAACGAGUGUACCCCAAGUGGACGUACGAGGACUGCAUUGUCUCGUGUGCUGAUGCUGCGGCUGGGCCCAGUGGUAGUGGUUCCGUUACCAGUCUCAAAGAAGACGAGGAAAUGCAAGAGUAAUAGAGGCAGUGCAAAAGGUAAGUUUUAAGAUUUUGUUGUAUUCUUUAUACUACAUAUAACAGAAGUUAUAAUCAAAAGUA
This is a messenger RNA of Aedes albopictus (Asian tiger mosquito), 2643 nucleotides long. RefSeq names its product pre-rRNA-processing protein TSR1 homolog (gene Tsr1). Gene Ontology annotation, cellular component: nucleus; preribosome, small subunit precursor. NCBI's taxonomy places the organism in Eukaryota, Metazoa, Arthropoda, Insecta, Diptera, Culicidae. The record is from RefSeq and is a predicted model, not a curated record. Gene Ontology annotation, biological process: maturation of SSU-rRNA from tricistronic rRNA transcript (SSU-rRNA, 5.8S rRNA, LSU-rRNA); ribosome biogenesis; endonucleolytic cleavage of tricistronic rRNA transcript (SSU-rRNA, 5.8S rRNA, LSU-rRNA). Gene Ontology annotation, molecular function: U3 snoRNA binding; GTPase activity; GTP binding. Bases 128 to 2563 code for a protein of 811 amino acids. The transcript is spliced from 4 exons.